CAACAAAACUCCACACCACAGUCAACAGCCGAACGUUGAACAGUGCAGAUCAAGCAGGUGAAUUCGGUUCCGGAGUUUGAACAAGUGAUUUCAGUGUUUUUUUGUGUGUCGAAAUUGCGCAAUCUGUGAUCAUCCGGGAUAAUUUGAAAUUGAAACCACAAAAACGAUAAUUAGAAAACGAAUAAGAAUGCAAUCAACCAGUGCAAUCGUUGGUGUCGUGCUCCUGGCAGCCGUCGUGAGUGCAGAAUUCGGUUACUACAUCCCAAAGGCCUUCUACAAAAUCGAUGAGAAUGGUUACAAAUCCCCACUGACCUACAUCGACAACCUGCCGCCACUCUUUCAUCGCACGAGGAGAUCCGCUCAGCUGGGUGGAGUAAACUUCGGCUUCCCGAUCCAGUUCCCCUCAUUCCCACAGAUCCCCACCGGAGCGGGAAACUUCCAGGGAGUACAGACCACCAUCACCAGUAAUGGGGGCGGUGGCAACCUGGACAACCGUUUCGACGAGGGCGGCCAAACCGUUCACACGACGUUCACCUCGUUCAACAACAACAACGGCCAUUUCUCCCAGACGACGCAUUUCUUCGACAAGGACGGUAAGGUGAUAACCCACAAGCAUGAGUCCGCUCCCGGAAGCCAAUCAUCCAACAACAGCAACAACAACCAGCCACAGUCGGACUCCCCGGCUUCUUCACCUUCGUCGUCGACGUCAUCUGCGUCACCAUCCUCCCCAUCUUCUUCUUCUUCACCGACCCAGAAGAAGAAUUAGGUUCCCCCCGAAGAUCCCAUUCAACGACGAUCAACCCCAAAAGCUUCACAAUUCGCAUAGUCAUAAUGGACACGGAGAUGGAAGCAGCAAAAAAUAAAGUAAAUCGACAGAUAAAAAAUUGUAAAAAUAUGUCAAAAGAUAGAUAGAAGAUCGACAUUAGGAGAUCACUUUUUUUUAAGUCCUACUCGCCGUCGGAAACGUAAAAUAUCCCAGUAAUUAAAUCGACUCGGCAGACUCAACAAAAACUGCCGGUAUGAUCGCCUCGAAGCGAUAAAAAAUAGACAUGAUCGUGUGAUCGUUUGAUCCAAAGCGCACAAUCUGAUCUUAGACUUCCUGCAAAGACUACACAUUGGGAAGACGCGCCACUUCUAUUCUGGCUGUGAAACUUUUGCACAGACAAACAGACUUAACAUUUGGAGCCAGUUUCAUCGUCUUCUGGUGAAAAUGUUGGAAGAAGUACUGUUUUGCGCAAUGAGAUCACCGGAAGGCGCUAAUGUUAAACGUCAAACAUUAAGAACGUUGCAAGCUUCUCUUGUUGUAAGGUUUGUAACAUACUGAAUUUAUAACGAUCGUUAAAAAAAUGGUCGAUGGAAAUUUCUUAAGUGUCACAUCCGUUUCUCUGUGGCUUUAGUGUCUCACUUCCAGACAGAAUAGCGGUCUUCUCCUAAAAGUAUCUCUGCCUGAGCUGGGAUGCUCAUUCAAUAUGGAAAAAAAUCUGGAACGAACAGGAAACGGCGGCGUGAAAUUAUACGCGCAAAUUAGCGCGAUAUGCGAAGAAAGCAAAAAUCGAAAUGAAUCUCUCUUUUUCGUGUCACAUACAUUUGACCGCUGCGCGGUGCGCGUGGUCGAUCGCCGCGCCCCCUCGUGUGUGUAAAAGAUACACAUCUAUCUAACAGUGUGUAUAGAAAUCAAGCGGAACGAAUCAAAGAGCUUCUUCGGAGUCGGAUCGGAUCGGAUCAAAACGCGGCUUCGCGGCCGAUGAACGGUGUGACGCGCGGAGAAUGCGAACUUCCGAAGCCUCCCCAAAACUAAUUUAUUGUGUGUGUACUGAUUCGUAAUUUAAAAUGCCAAUUUAAGUUAAUGCCUAGAGUUUAGGAUGAUAGCAAGAUACAAGAGGAAAAAAGAAGAAAAAACUAAAAUGAAUAAAGUAGUUUUACGAUGUUAAGCAAUAA
Aedes aegypti (yellow fever mosquito) is the source of this 1938-nucleotide messenger RNA. RefSeq names its product GATA zinc finger domain-containing protein 8. The record is from RefSeq and is a predicted model, not a curated record. Lineage: Eukaryota; Metazoa; Arthropoda; Insecta; Diptera; Culicidae. Bases 188 to 766 code for a protein of 192 amino acids. The transcript is spliced from 5 exons.